GGACGGAAUCCGCACUGCUCGUCUUGAAUCUGAGGUUCGACAAACGGUCGGAGCCUCCUCUCCUGGAGCAUAAGCAGUAGUGUGUGAUACUCCGAUAGUUCGAGCACACUCUCCGGUCCCCCUUUUAGAAAAUGGGAACCACCACCCCGGUCUUCCAGUCCAUGGGCGCUGUUCCCGACCUCCAUGCAACAUUGAAAAGGCGUGUCAGCCAAGACAGCCCAACAAUUUCCAGAGCCUUCAGCAUCUCAGGGCGGAUCUCAUCCAACCCCGACGCCUUGCCACCAAAACCGUGACUCAAAGUUUGUCAGAACCGGUUUGACAGCUUUUGUUGCAGUGUGUGUGUCCUGUGACGUGAGUGUUGUAGUGAUGACAGCAGGUGUUUGUGUUUGUGUGAAGGUGUGGACUCUGCUAUGCAUCAGUGGGAGGACAGAGAGGAGGGAGUCCCUCCCUCUAAAGCCACUCUGUGUGGGGAACAUGACAGCCAGACCAAAGCUCAGAGACCAGACUCUCCUGGACCUGGACCUGGACCUGGACCCAGCUGUGUGUCCAUGAAGAGUGACCGGUCUAUGGACUUUCCUCCUACUUUUAAAAGACAACCCCUUCCAGAGACUCAACCAGACUCUCCUGGACCUGGACCUGGACCUGGACCCAGCUGUGUGUCCAUGAAGAGUGACCGGUCUAUGGACUUUCCUCCUACUUUUAAAAGACAACCCCCUCCAGAGACUCAGAUCCAUCAGCAGAGAGUUGACUUUCCUGGACCUGGACCUGGACCUGGACCCAGCUGUGUGUCCAUGAAGAGUGACCAGUCUAUGAAAACCCCUUUAGAAUUCAAAGUUGGACUUGAGUCUGAUGAACUAAGAGUUCAGCAACAGAGAUCCCAAGUGAUCCCAAGAGACCUGGACCCCAUAUUUAAGCUGCUUGAGAAGAACAUUGUCAGCUUCAUGAAGAGCGAGCUGAAGAAGAUGCAAAAAGUCCUCAGUCCAGAUUACCCAGAAGGCUCUGCGGGUCAGAAGGAAGAUGAGGAGGUGUUGGACGGUGAGGAUGAAGAGCAGAGGAGGAGCAGCGGGGAAGCAUUUCUGAAGAUCACACUAAACCUCUUGAGAAGAAUGAAGCAGGAGGAGCUGGCUGACUGUCUGCAGAGCAAAACCAGUGCUGCAGUGUGCCAACAUGAACUCAAGUCUAACCUGAAGAAGAAGUUCCAGUGUGUGUUUGAGGGGAUCCCUAAAGCAGGGAACCCAACCCUCCUGAACCAGAUCUACACAGAGCUCUACAUCACAGAGGGAGGGACUGCAGAGGUCAAUGAGGAGCACGAGGUCAGACAGAUUGAAACAGCAUCCAGGAAACCACACAGACCAGAAACACCCAUCAGACAAGAAGACCUCUUCAAAGCCUCGUCUGGAGGAGAGGAACCAAUCAGAACAGUGAUGACUAAGGGAGUGGCUGGCGUUGGGAAAACAGUCCUAACACAGAAGUUCACUCUGGACUGGGCUGAAGACAAAGCCAACCAGGACAUCCAGUUCACGUUUCCUUUCACGUUCAGAGAGCUGAAUGUGCUGAAAGAGAAGAAGUUCAGCUUGGUGGAACUCGUUCAUCACUUCUUCACUGAAACCAAAGAAGCAGCAAUCUGCAGGUUUGAAGAGUUCCCGGUUGUGUUCAUCUUUGACGGUCUGGAUGAGUGUCGACUUCCUCUGGACUUCCACAACAAUGAGGUCCUGACUGAUGUCACAGAGUCCACCUCAGUGGAUGUGCUGCUCACAAACCUCUUCAGGGGGAACCUGCUUCCCUGUGCUCGCCUCUGGAUAACCACACGACCUGCAGCAGCCAAUCAGAUCCCUCCUGACUGUGUUGGCUUGGUGACAGAGGUCAGAGGGUUCACUGACCCACAGAAGGAGGCCUACUUCGGGAAGAGGUUCAGAGAUGAGGAGCAGGCCAGCAGGAUCAUCUCCCACAUCAAGACCUCCCGAAGCCUCCACAUCAUGUGCCACAUCCCAGUCUUCUGCUGGAUCACGGCUACAGUUCUGGAGGACGUGUUGAAGACAACAGAGGGAGGAGAGCUGCCCAAGACCCUGACCGAGAUGUACAUCCACUUCCUGGUGGUUCAGUCCAAAGUGAAGAAGGUCAAGUUCGAUGGAGGAGCUGAAACGGAUCAACACUGGAGUCCAGAGACCAGGAAGAUGACGGAGUCUCUGGGAAAACUGGCUUUUGAUCAGCUGCAGAAAGGGAACCUGAUCUUCUACGAAUCCGACCUGACAGAGUGUGGCAUCGAUAUCAGAGCAGCCUCAGUGUACUCAGGAGUGUUCACACAGAUCUUCAGAGAGGAGAGAGGACUGUACCAGGAUCAGGUGUUCUGCUUCGUCCAUCUGAGUGUUCAGGAGUUUCUGGCUGCUCUUCAUGUCCAUCUGACCUUCAGCAAAUCUGGUGUCAACCUGCUGGCAGAAGAACAAACAACCUCAUGUUGGUCUAAAGUCUUUAGAGACAAACCUAAACUAAAACAUCUCUACCAGAGUGCUGUGGACAAGGCCUCACAGAGUCCAAAUGGACACCUGGACUUGUUCCUCCGCUUCCUCCUGGGUCUUUCCCUGGAGACCAAUCAGACCAUUCUGCGAGGUCUGCUGCGACAGACAGGAAGUAGCUCACUGACCAAUCAGAGAACAGCCCAGUACAUCAAGAGGAUGAUCAGUGAGAAUCAUUCUCCAGAGAAAAGCAUCAAUCUGUUCCACUGUCUGAAUGAACUGAAUGAUGGUUCUCUGGUGGAGGAGAUCCAACAGUCCCUGAGAUCAGGACGUCUCUCCACAGAUGAACUGUCUCCUGCUCAGUGGUCAGCUCUGGUCUUCAUCUUACUGUCAUCAGGAAAAGAUCUGGAGGUGUUUGACCUGAAGAAAUACUCUGCUUCAGAAGAGGCUCUUCUGAGGCUGCUGCCGGUGGUCAAAGCCUCCAACAAAGCUGUGCUGAGUGGCUGUAAACUCUCAGAGAGAAGCUGUGGAGCUCUGUCCUCAGUCCUCAGCUCCCAGUCCUCUAGUCUGAAAGACCUGGACCUGAGUUACAACAAGCUGCAGGAUUCAGGAGUGAAGCUUCUUUCUGCUGGACUGGAGAGUCCACACUGUGCACUUGAACAUCUCAGUCUGUCAUGGUGUCAGAUCUCAGAUGAAGGCUGUUCUUCUCUGGGAUCAGCUCUGAAGUCAAACCCCUCCAGUCUGAGAAAACUGGAUCUGAGUGGAAACCAGCUGAAGGAUUCAGGAGUGAAGCUGCUGAGUGGUUUUCUGGAGAGUCCACAUUGUAGUCUGGAGACUCUGAGUCUGUCAUGCUGUCAGAUCUCAGAUGGAGGCUGUUCUUCUCUGGGAUCAGCUCUGAAGUCAAACCCCUCCAGUCUGAGAGAACUGGAUCUGAGUGGAAACAAGCUGCAGGAUUCAGGAGUGAAGCUGCUGAGUGGUUUUCUGGAGAGUCCACAUUGUAGUCUGGAGACUCUGAGUCUGUCAUGCUGUCAGAUCUCAGAUGAAGGCUGUUCUUCUCUGGGAUCAGCUCUGAAGUCAAACCCCUCCAGUCUGAGAGAACUGGAUCUGAGUGGAAACCAGCUGAAGGAUUCAGGAGUGAAGCUGCUGAGUGGUUUUCUGGAGAGUCCACAUUGUAGUCUGGAGACUCUGAGGUGGGUUCACUGUCUGCUGCUAGUGUAGCACCUUCAUGUUUAAUCAAUAACUAUCUGAUUGUCUACGUAUUGAAUGUCACUAAAAAGGACCCAAAGAGUAAUUGAUGAGUAUAUUAAAUAUACUAUACAGAGACGUGAGGUUCAUGGCUGGUGAGGCAGAUUUACAAACAUCAUUCCGAUAGAGGAGCUAAACCACCAUUCAAUCAGCAGCUUGGACA
Molecule: messenger RNA, 3861 nt
Organism: Cyclopterus lumpus (lumpfish)
Lineage: Eukaryota; Metazoa; Chordata; Actinopteri; Perciformes; Cyclopteridae
Product: NLR family CARD domain-containing protein 3-like
Exons: 11
Coding region: 411-3671 (1086 amino acids)
Molecular function (GO): protein binding
Source: RefSeq, a predicted model, not a curated record